Plasmodium vivax (malaria parasite P. vivax) is the source of this 3135-nucleotide messenger RNA. RefSeq lists its product as hypothetical. NCBI's taxonomy places the organism in Eukaryota, Apicomplexa, Aconoidasida, Haemosporida, Plasmodiidae. Bases 1 to 3135 code for a protein of 1044 amino acids. Gene Ontology annotation, cellular component: axoneme. Gene Ontology annotation, biological process: inner dynein arm assembly; cilium movement; cilium-dependent cell motility. The transcript has a single exon. The record is from RefSeq and is a predicted model, not a curated record.
AUGAUGAAAAAGAAGAAAACGAAAAAGGAAAGCAGCGAUGUUGUGAACAAGGGGAAAGGGGAGGGGGGUAAUUCGCUGGGUCAUCUGGCAAAGGAGGAUAAGGAUGGGUACGCCGCCACGAGGGAGAUCACCCUGGAGGGUGAAAUAUCCUCGAUUGGGGAUUCCCCCAAAAGGGAGGCCGGCAACAUCAGCGUGGAGGGGGAUCCCCCCCAAAGGGUAAGCACCGCUGCCAGUGUGGCAUCCCCUUUGGAGAGGGUGCACCAGAUCGUCGGAGAAAGCCAAGAAUGCCGCAAAUACGGCGAAUCCUACGAAGAGGAAACGCUGCUCGGGGAGGGGGAAGAAGAAAUGAGCGACAUGUCGACGGACGAAAUGCUGAGCGGCAUGGAGAGUGACGAAGACGUCUCGGAGGAAGUGAAGCAGUUUAGCUCAGGAGGAGAACUCAUCUACAAGCAUUUUUAUAACGACGAAAUCAACGCGUUGUCGCAGGAGAUACAGGAGAAGGAAAGGCUGCUGGGAGAAGUUAAUAAGACAGUAUGGGUUUUAAAAAAUAGAUUUGUGAAGCUGGAAAAGCACAUCAAGAGCAAAAAGAAGGAAAUGGCAAAAAGGAAGAAACUGGUGGAGGAAAAGAAAAAAAUCGAGGAGGAAGAAAACGGAGCAUGUGUAAAUAUCCAAGCGAAGAACCAUUUUUUAACAAAACAAAAUGAAAAGCUAAAAUAUGAGAGGGAAAGAAACAACGAAAAGAUCAUCAGAACGCAGAACGACCUCAUGCAGUGUGACCACAGCAUAGAAGAAAUGAAGGAAAAAUUAAUCGACAAGGAAAAGGAACUAAAGGAAUGGACCCUUCAAAUUGAUAAGCUCCAAAAGGAGGAAUUCGAAGUGGAGAAGUUUGCCCUCUGUCAAGACAAAGAAAUUGAAAAUAUGUCCUACAAAUUGGAGAAGCUAAAUUUGGAAAGAGUGGAACAAGAAAAAAAAGUCAACACAAUGAAGACGAAGAAUAUGCAGCUACAAAUGGAGUUGCAAGCGAACAUAAAAGAAAAUGAACAAAUGGAAGAAGAAAAAAAAAAACUUCGAACCAAGUGCAAGUGUGUUGUGGACACUAUAAAUAACAGAGACCAAACGAUUUUCAAAUUUGAAGAGGAGUUCACCAGGUAUGCUAAGAAGAGGGAAAAACUAACGCAUAGUUGUAAGGCCAUAAAUGAACACAUCGAAACGCAGAGGGGGAAGAACCACCUACUGAGUGAUCAGCUAAAAAGGGAAGAAUCCAACUUAAGCAAACUAAAGAGGGAAGUGGGGAAAAUUCAAGAGGAAUUGAAGAAGGCAUAUGACGAGAGGGACAUUUUGAUCAAAGAUUUGGACUGCGAAAAAAUCACAACGAGGGAGAAGCUAGAAGAGAAAAAUAACCUCCAAGUGAGCCUCACCGGAUUGGAAAAGACACUUCAUAAGCUAACCCAAUCAUUUGAAGAGUCAAAAAGAGAAUACGCCAAGGAGGAACUAAACAGUGUAGAGAAGAACCAACUUAUCAAGUCGAGUGAGCAGAUACUAACCGAACAGAAUGGCAAACUAGCCAAACUGAGUUCAAAAAUAAAAGUGCUGGAUGAAGAAAAAUUCAAAUUGCAGGAAAAUUUACAAAAAAGCAAAAACGAAUACACCAUUUUGGAAGCAGAUAUGGUAGGCACACAAAUAAAAAUUAAGCAAAUGAAAAGUAAUAUAAAGAAGAUGGAACAAGAAUUGGAAAGGCAGAAGGAGAUCCUCUACAAAUUUGACUUCCAAACGCAGGUGCUAACGAAGAAACUUAAUGUUGCUUCCGGGAUUAGUACCUUUGAAAAAAAAAAAAAAAGUCAAAAAAAAAUAGACACUCUGGAAAAGGAGUUCACCAGGUAUGAAGAGAUUUACAACACACUUAACAACGAAAUGAAGCGGAUCAGUGUGGAGCUGAAAAAUAUAAAAAAUCAGCAGAUGUGCAUGAAGGAGGAGAAGGGGAACAUUUUGCAGGACACAGAAAAACUCGAACUUGAAAUUAAAUCUCUAGAAAGCAACGUCCUUACGCAGAAUAAAGAAAAAGAAAAUGUCAUGCUCAUCGAAAUGAACCUAAAAAUAGAGCUAGACAAAAUGAAGGAAAUCUUUUCCAACAAUUUAGAUAGCUUAAAUGUUCUGAAAAAAAAGAAAAAGGAAAAUGUCCAAAAUGAAAAGCUAAGCGAGCAAGACAUGAAUGCACACGUCGACUCGCUCAAGGUUAUCGUAAAGAACAUGAACGACGAACUGCAUAAGCUAAAUCUGCAAGUGCACGACAGGAAGAGUAGGUGCAACAAUUUGGAGCUCAAGCUGGACGCAAUCAACGUCCGCAGCGGGGAGGAGGAGUAUCAGCAGCGGGGGGAGGAGGAGGGUGGCCGACCCGACCGACCAGACGCUCAAGACAAUCAACACAUUCACUACAAAAUAAAGAUAGAGGAAGACAUUUCAAAGUUGAAGCAGGAGAUAGAGACCCUAGACGCACUCAUCGAAAAGGAAAACCAGCAGGUGGAGCAGUUCCAGAAGACGCUCAACGAGAUCAUUCAGACCAACAAAUCUUUUAGCGAAAAUAUAAAAUGCAUCGACCCGCAGUACAAAGAGCUUUUGAAAAAAAAGAACAAAUUGAAUAAAAAAUGUGACCAAAUUAAGGACGACAUCGCCUCCAUAGAGAAGCACAUAAGUGAGUACAAAAAAAAAAUCAACGGAGUGGAAAACGAGCUGAACGAUGUAAUAUCGGAUGUUAGAAGUGUGGAGGAUAAAGUCACCGCUUUGCAGGAAAAUAGCCGCAAAAUGGAGGGGACCAUCAACGACAUAUUCGUCAAAAUAGAGAGGGCCUCCAAUCAGCUGCGCGGCCUCGUUGGUGCCAAGAAGAAGCCGCUCAGCAGCCAGUUGGGCGCGUCCCAGAGCGACGACGAUGGGGAGGAUGCCCCAACUGGGGAAGCUACCCCAACGGGCGGAGGCGCAGAACAGCGCGCCGAGCAAGUCCCACUGGAAAAGAGAGUCUUCAAGCAAAUUCAAAUGGAGUCCCUAAAGGAGAAGCUCGCCCUCCUCUUUGAGUGCUUCCAAAGUCACGGCGAUAAUGCAGUCGUUCGUGAGAUUUACCACGUUAUAGAGGCCUCCGAAUGA